Zonotrichia leucophrys gambelii is the source of this 1640-nucleotide messenger RNA. It is a transcript of the gene EEF2KMT, whose product is annotated as eukaryotic elongation factor 2 lysine methyltransferase. The transcript is spliced from 8 exons. The record is from RefSeq and is a predicted model, not a curated record. The coding region runs from base 136 to 1161 and encodes 341 amino acids. NCBI's taxonomy places the organism in Eukaryota, Metazoa, Chordata, Aves, Passeriformes, Passerellidae.
CGUGUCCGGGGGUCGCGGGUUCGAUCCCCGCUCGGGCGCUCCGUGCUCCGGGCCUGUGGGGCGGCGCCGCUCCGCCCUCGGGGCGGCUCCUGCUCCGGGACCCGGGGCCUGCCCGGCCGUGUGUGCUCCGGUGCCAUGGCCGAGCCGUGCCCGGGCCUGGCCCUGCGCUUCCAGCGCCGCUUCCUGGCGGCGCGGCCGCUCCGCUCGCUGCCCUGGCCGGAACUCGAACAAAGCCUGCGGACCGCGCCGGACUCCGCGCUGCUGGCGGAUAUUCUGCACAAGACAAUUCUUCACCCUCUGUGUGUGAAAUAUCCCCCCUCAGCCAAGUACAGGAGGGGCUUCCUGACUGAGCUCAUCAAAAAGCUGGAAUCCACAGCUGCUGAACCCCUGGAUGAACUCUAUGAGGCACUGGCAGAUGUUCUGAAAGAAGCAGAAGAAUCUACUCACUGUUACAAAAACUACUUACUGCCCUCGGGGGACUGUGUGAGCCUCUGCGAGAGCACAGCGCUGAUCUCCGGGGGCACCACGGGGCUCCUCACCUGGGAGGCUGCCCUGCACCUGGCCCAGUGGGCCCUGCAGAACCCCAGCCUCUUCAGGGGCAGGACAAUCCUGGAACUGGGGAGUGGGGUUGGCUUCACUGGAAUUGCCAUCUGCAAGAGCUGCCAGCCCAGGACAUUCAUAUUCAGUGACUGCCACCCCCGUGUUCUCAGCCAGCUGGGGGAGAACCUGCAGCUGAACGGCCUCAGCCCGGAGCCUGACGGGACCUGGAGCCCCCAGACAGAGUCCCAGGGACAGGAGGGGGAAGGACAGAGCUGCCAAACCCCCAAAGUGAUUGUGGCUGAGCUGGACUGGGGCUCAGUGACAGAGAAACAGCUGCUGGCUCUCAGAGCUGAUGUUGUGAUUGCAGCAGAUGUGGUGUAUGAUCCUGAGAUAAUUGUGGCCCUCAUUGGGAUGCUACAGAAACUCUCCUCCUCCAGAGCAGACAGGAAAGCUCCUGAGGUGUUCAUUGCUUCCACAAUCCGAAAUCCAGCCACGUAUCAGCUGUUCCAGGCUGAGCUGGAUAAAGCUGGGAUCAGGUGGCAGGUGAUUCCAGCCCACAGCAGCUGUAAUUUUCUCUGUGAUGUGCAGCCAGAUGUAACUAUUCUACAGCUAUUUGUAUAACAGCAAACAGAACUGGAAUUUAGAGACCAACAGGAGCUGUGUCAGCCCUGUAACAAGAUUAUCCUGAAUUGUGGAAAGGAGGUUCUGAGGAUACAGCUGGACACAUGGAGUCCUUCCUCUAAUUCCCAGCAUGGAUCCAAGCCUGCAGCUGCCCCUGACUGAACCUCAAGCAAAGCAAACAAAAAGCCCCAAUCACACUUCACUUGGAUUCUGUAGGAGACAGCAGAAUUGAAGCAGGAUUUUUCCCAACUCUGUUGUGAUUUGUAAGUAUUGGGGGCAACCUGCAGACCACAGGGUGAGGAUCCCACACAGAGAAGGGAGCAAAGCAAUGUUUCAGAGUAAUCAAUGGCUUUUGGUUUUAAAAGCAGCUGGUGCUUUAUGUCUGUGUAUAUUUUAUGUCUGUGUAUAUUUUAUGUCUGUGUAUAUUUGCAGUUUGAGUUGGCUUAAAAACCCCCAAUAAACAGUGAGCAGUACCUGCA